AUGAUUCGUCGUGAAAAUCGUCUUCGACGGGAGUACAUCUAUCGUAAAAGCUUGGAGGAAAAGCAACGUGCUAUUGAGGAGAAAAGAGAGAAGAUUCGGGAUGCGCUCGAAAAUAAUAAGAAAAUUGACAGCAAUUUGCGGAAAGAUGCUGUGGAACUCGCUAGAGGUGCCGAAUGGGGAGGUCAAAUUCUAUCGAUCGACGAUGAGUAUCGCUGGGCUGGUACAAAGGACCCUAAAAUUGUUAUUACUACUAGUCGAGAUCCAUCAAGUAAAUUGAAAACGUUCGCCAAGGAGAUGAAAUUGGUGUUUCCCAAUGCGCAGAGGUUAAACAGAGGACACUAUGAUGUGAAACAACUUGUUCAAGCUUGUCGAGCUAACGAUGUAACGGUGACCGAUUUUAUCAUGUUAACUGAAACACGAGGGAAUCCUGAUGGAAUGGUCGUCUGUCAUCUACCAUUUGGCCCAACAGCUUAUUUCACGAUGUCAAAUGUCGUGAUGCGACACGACAUUCCUGAGAGAGAGCCCGUGAGCGAGCAGUAUCCUCAUCUCAUCUUUCAUAACCUGAGCAGCCGAUUAGGACAAAGAUUUACUUCAAUCCUCAAGUAUCUUUUUCCUGUCCCGAAGGAAAACUCGAAAAGAGUUAUUACAUUCGCUAACAACGACGACUUUAUAUCGUUCCGUCAUCACACGUACUCAUUGGUGAAAGGAGAAGUUGAACUGAAAGAAGUCGGGCCACGAUUCGAGCUAAGGCCGUACGCAAUUAAGCUGGGAACGCUAGAGAAUAUUGCUGCGGCGGAAGACGAGUGGAUUUUACGAGCGUUUACGAACACUUCCAGAAAGCGACAAUUAUUGAGCAACAAAGAGGAAGACGGUGAGGAAGACGAAUAA
Messenger RNA from Angiostrongylus costaricensis, 888 nucleotides. Lineage: Eukaryota; Metazoa; Nematoda; Chromadorea; Rhabditida; Metastrongylidae. The record is from the annotation of a GenBank genome assembly.